AUGGCUGGACAGAAGAUUUGGCUGCGCGCUGAGACCAAGCCCGCUGAGGCACGGUCUGCCUUGACUCCGACUACCUGCAAGGCAUUGAUUGAUGCUGGAUAUGACGUGACUGUCGAGCGUUCAACUCAGCGCAUCUUUGAUGAUGAGGAAUUCUCCAAGAUCGGAGCACCUCUGGUUGAGGAGGGAUCGUGGGUGAAGGAUGCACCCAAGGACGCCGUCAUUUUGGGCCUCAAGGAGCUGCCCGAGGACGACUUCCCUCUGGAGCAUGUCCAUGUCACAUUUGCCCACUGCUUCAAGCAGCAAGGUGGCUGGGAGAAGGUUCUCAGCCGCUGGCCUCGCGGAAAGGGCACAUUGCUCGACCUGGAGUUCUUGACUGAUGAUGUCGGCCGCCGAGUUGCUGCCUUCGGAUGGUCCGCCGGUUAUGCUGGAUCUGCCUUGGCUGUCAAGAACUGGGCUUGGCAAUUGACACACCCCAACGAGACCUUGCCUGGUGAGGUUCCUUAUGCCAACCAGGACCGCCUGGUCGAGUCCGUGAAGGAGUCGCUUGAGGCUGGCAUCAAGGUCGCCGGCAAGGCACCAAAGAUUCUUGUUAUUGGAGCUUUGGGACGCUGCGGCAGCGGUGCCGUACAGUUGGCCAAGGAUGUUGGUAUUCCCGAAUCCAACAUCGUCCAGUGGGAUAUGGCCGAGACUGCCCGAGGUGGUCCUUUCAAGGAAAUUUCACAUGAAGCUGAUAUCUUCGUGAACUGCAUCUACCUUUCUGCCAAGAUUCCACACUUCGUGAACUUGGAGUCCCUUUCUACCCCCAACCGAACACUUUCCGUUAUUUGCGACGUCAGCGCCGACACCUCUAACCCCUUGAACCCUAUUCCUUUGUACGAUAUUACGACCACAUUCGAUAAGCCCACAGUCCCCGUCUCCGGGCUACCGGCUGGGGGUCUGCCCCUGAGCGUGAUCAGCAUUGAUCACCUCCCAUCCCUCCUUCCCCGUGAGAGCUCUGAGAUGUUCAGUGAGGCGCUUCUGCCCAGCCUUCUCACUCUUAACGACCGGGCCAACUCCCGGGUUUGGAAGCAGGCUGAACAGCUCUUCGAUGAGAAGGUUGCUACCCUGCCUCAGUCGCUUCAGGCAUAA
Messenger RNA from Penicillium paradoxum, 1128 nucleotides. RefSeq names its product saccharopine dehydrogenase (NAD+, L-lysine-forming) (gene lys1). Bases 1 to 1128 code for a protein of 375 amino acids. The transcript has 10 exons. The record is from RefSeq and is a predicted model, not a curated record. Gene Ontology annotation, molecular function: saccharopine dehydrogenase (NAD+, L-lysine-forming) activity. Gene Ontology annotation, cellular component: cytoplasm. NCBI's taxonomy places the organism in Eukaryota, Fungi, Ascomycota, Eurotiomycetes, Eurotiales, Aspergillaceae.